AUGGGGGGGCCGCCGCCCCCCACCCCCACCCCCACCCCCGGGGUCAGGUUCCUUGGAGCCGGGGCGGCCGCCUGCAUCGCCGAUCUGCUCACCUUCCCGCUGGACACCGCCAAAGUCCGGCUGCAGAUUCAAGGUGAAGCUCAGGUACCCAGUGCGAUCAAGUACAAAGGAGUCCUGGGCACCAUUGUCACGCUGGUGAAGACAGAAGGGCCACGGAGUCUCUACAGUGGAUUGAUAGCUGGGCUGCAGAGGCAAAUGAGCUUUGCCUCCAUUAGGAUCGGUCUAUACGACACUGUCAAACAGUUGUACGCCAAUGGGAAAGAAACGGCUGGGAUAGGAAGCAGGAUCCUGGCUGGCUGUACCACGGGAGGGAUGGCAGUGGUGAUAGCCCAGCCCACUGAUGUUGUGAAAGUCAGAUUUCAAGCCCAAAGCAAUCUGCACGGAGCCAAACCCCGGUACAGCGGUACUUUACAGGCCUACAAAUCCAUAGCUGCCGAAGAGGGGGUGAGAGGUCUUUGGAAAGGGACUUUACCCAAUGUAACAAGAAAUGCUAUUGUUAAUUGCACAGAGCUAGUAACAUACGACGUAAUAAAGGAGACUAUUUUGAAACACAACCUACUUACAGAUAACCUGCCCUGCCACUUUUUGUCUGCUUUUGGGGCUGGAUUUUGCACUACAGUUGUAGCCUCUCCGGUGGAUGUAGUGAAGACCAGGUAUAUGAACUCACCACCAGGACAAUACCUAAGCGCCUUGAAUUGUGCAUGGACCAUGCUCACUAGAGAAGGACCAACAGCAUUUUACAAAGGAUGUGUUCCUUCCUUCUUGCGGCUGGGAUCCUGGAAUAUUGUUAUGUUUGUGUCCUAUGAACAACUGAAAAGAGCAAUGAUGAAGGCAAGACUGACCAUUGACUGUGCUACAUAAUUCUCUUUAUGGAAAAUACGGCAGCAAGAGACUGUAGAACAAAGAAGGCCAUCCACAUUAUGCCAUCAGAAAGAGAUGGAAGUCAAUAUGAUAGCUUCAACAAGAUGAGAAAUUUUCUAAGUGCAGGUCACAAAAAUGAAGGAAAAGAAAAUCACCCAAUGCUCUAAGAAUUUUGGUUUCAAGAGCAUAAAAAAGGGCAAAGAGACAAUGCCUCAUGAUUGCCCCUGGUUUAGGAAGUAGCUCAGAGUAGUGCAAUAUUAGCGUAUGAAUUCUUUGGAAUUUUUU
This is a messenger RNA of Tachyglossus aculeatus (Australian echidna), 1206 nucleotides long. RefSeq names its product uncoupling protein 1 (gene UCP1). Gene Ontology annotation, molecular function: oxidative phosphorylation uncoupler activity. The transcript has 6 exons. The record is from RefSeq and is a predicted model, not a curated record. Gene Ontology annotation, biological process: mitochondrial transmembrane transport; mitochondrial transport; adaptive thermogenesis. Lineage: Eukaryota; Metazoa; Chordata; Mammalia; Monotremata; Tachyglossidae. Gene Ontology annotation, cellular component: mitochondrial membrane. The coding region runs from base 1 to 921 and encodes 306 amino acids.